AUGUCAGAGAUUACGGGCCCCGCAGCAGCUGCUCUGGCAUCGCUAUCCCCUGACAACGUAGUUUUCCUUCAGUCACUCCCUAAGGCAGAACUUCAUGCUCAUCUUAACGGAUCUAUACCUAUCAAAACCAUACUGGAACUUGCACAGCAAUAUUCGUCUUCUGGUGCACAUACAGCUGAUGUCGCAGAUGCUGUCGAGAAACUCGGGUCUGGAGCUGACUUUAAUGAAAUAUCUGACUUUUUCUUUCUGAUGUCUGUUAUCUAUGCUCUGACAUCAACUCCGGAGGCAGUCGCGACCGUUACUCGUGCAGUCCUCCAAUCAUUCCUGAACUCCACAGGCGAUGGCGCGGAAAGCCCUCAGUGCACGUAUCUUGAACUACGGACUACACCUCGCAUGACGACACACAUGACGCGUGAGAGGUACCUCACAAUUGUGCUUGAUGAAAUAGAGAAAUAUCCUGCUACUCAGGCCGCCCUGAUCGUGUCCGUCGAUCGUCGCAUGAGUGACUUGGACGUCGCAGAAUGCGUUAGUCUCGCCAUCGAGAUGAAGAACAGGGGCAGAAGAGUUGUAGGUAUUGAUGUAUGUGGGGAUCCACGCAAGGGCAACAUGCAAUAUUUCACUCAGCACCUAUCAAGAGCUAAGGGCGCCGGUCUUGGGUUGACCGUGCACAUCGCGGAGCUCACGGAGAAUACAACUGAGGAUUCUCUGGCACUCCUCAGUUGUCGUCCGGAUCGACUCGGACACGCGACAUUCCUUUCAGAUGAGCUCAAGGCUUUGUUCUUUGCGGACAACCCGCGGCCUGGGACAGAAUCCAGCUCAUUGUCUGAAUGUGCACCGGGCACAAUAGACCCUCACACACCAGCCGAACUCAGAGAUCUUACUCACCCUCUCGACCCCAGAUUUCAAAAUAUCGAAGAGGGUUAUUUUCUGCGCUUCAUUUCAGAUAGCGCUGAGUCCGAGGGAGCGAAACUGCAGAUGUCCUUCUGGGCCGAUGCAGAGAAAUUUUCUGAGCGAGCUGCGAUCAAGGAUAUUGAAGAGACGACUAAACAAGCAGAGUCGCCCAAUAACGCUCGCGCGAACGGACAGUACAAGCCAUGCAUCGAGAUAUGUCUGAGCUCCAAUUUGUUAGGCAAAUCUGUCGCAUCCCUCGACGCGCAUCACAUCCACUAUUAUCUGAAGAACGACCAUCCUAUUGUCAUCUGUACCGACGACACACUCCCUUUCAGAACGUCAUGCCUUGGAGAGUACUCUUUGCUUUUAGCGCAGCCUCCGCUAGGUCUUGGCUUGAGCAGAGAUGAUGUAGCUAGAAUCGCGCGGAUGGGCAUGGAUGCUGCAUUCUUGAGACCUCGUGAUUGA
This is a messenger RNA of Suillus subaureus, 1356 nucleotides long. RefSeq lists its product as uncharacterized. NCBI's taxonomy places the organism in Eukaryota, Fungi, Basidiomycota, Agaricomycetes, Boletales, Suillaceae. Gene Ontology annotation, biological process: adenosine catabolic process; inosine biosynthetic process. The transcript is spliced from 4 exons. Bases 1 to 1356 code for a protein of 451 amino acids. Gene Ontology annotation, molecular function: adenosine deaminase activity. The record is from RefSeq and is a predicted model, not a curated record.